Closterium sp. Naga37s-1 is the source of this 2793-nucleotide messenger RNA. The record is from the annotation of a GenBank genome assembly. NCBI's taxonomy places the organism in Eukaryota, Viridiplantae, Streptophyta, Zygnematophyceae, Desmidiales, Closteriaceae.
AUGAGCAGUUCUGUUUUGUGCUUCACAGUUGCGCCCUUCUUCCCUUUCCUCUAUCAACCUCCUCUCUCACUCACCCUCCUCUCUCAACCUCCUCUCCUCUCUCACCCUCCUCUCUCACCCUCCUCUCUCACCCUCCUCUCUCAACCUCCUCUCCUCUCUCACCCUCCUCUCUCAACCUCCUCUCCUCUCUCACCCUCCUCUCUCAACCUCCUCUCUCAACCUCCUCUCCUCUCUCACCCUCCUCUCUCAACCUCCUCUCCUCUCUCGCCCUCCUCUCUCUCCCUGCGUGCCCGUCCCCCUACAGCUGCACAAGCGGUCGUUGGUGGCAGAGCUGGUGACAGGCGAGCUCCAGACCCAGUCCAGUGUGCCCCCUACGCCAUCUCGAUCUCUUCUGAGGCACCUAGCGAGUGCUCUCUAUGCCGCUUUGUCUUGCUCUCUCCCCUCAACCACUGCUGUAGGUACGCAGCAGUGUUUGCGGCAUUCAUCACCGCCACUGCCGCCACCGUUGGGAUCGACUUUGCAGCCAACUUCGCCGCCACGCUUGCCACUCGCUUCGAGGCUCUGUACGAAGCAGAUGAAGCAGAUGAAGCGUUGGGUCUGCGCAACCGCACCAUGCUGCUCGCAGCAGGGAAGAUGGGAGACCAUGUUUUCAAGGAUUAUGCCGUCUGUCACGUCGCCCCUUCCCCUUCCCCUUCUCCCCGCCUAUUGAACUCUGCCAUCAGGCGCUCAUGCGGGCUUGCCCUGAGAGCUGUCGAUCCUGUAGCAAUGAAGGAGUUCAUCCUAUCCGUGCAGAGCAAGGCAGCUGAUAUACCUCUACUUCUCCCACCACUCCCACACCCCUCCACUACCUACCUCCCCAUGCCAGCAUGCGGCCUUGCCCUGAGAGCGGAUGACCCUGUAGCAAUGAAGGAGUUCAUCCUGGCUGUGCAGAGCAAGGCGGCGGACAUAAGGAAGCAAGCUCAAGAGGCGCAAAGCGAGGCUGCUCCUGCUUCUGGUGGCGCCAAGGCAGCAGCGCCAGUGUUGAGCAAGCGGGUGGGUGCAGUGCAGCGGCCAGAAGCAGGAGGUUUAGGUUUAUCCGUUGUGCCAUCCGCCAUGCCAUCCCUUGCACAGCUGCCCUCGGUCACGAUCGCCCACAUUACGAACAACCGACCUCUCGUGCCACCCCCUGCACUGCCCCUCGUGCCACCCCUUUAUCACCCUUCCACACCAUCCCUCCCCUCGCCCCCUCUUCCCAAACAUCAAGAAGUGGGACCAUGGGAGGUGCAGGAGGGGCAGGGGGAACAGGGAUGGGGGGAGGCAACCUCUCAUGCCAACCCUUUCUUCUCCUCACAGCCCCCAACAUCACAGGUGGAGAUCAUGCUCGAAACCAUCACAGACAUCAAGAACAACCGAGCGCCCCGUGUAGAGUUCAUGCUCGAAACUAUCACCGACAUCAAGAACAACCGAGCGCCACAUGCCACCUGCCCCCCCGUGUACUGCCCCUCAUGCCGCCCCUUUAUCGCCCUUCCUUCCACCCCUCAAGCCUUUAUAAUCUGCACACCCUCCCCCCAAUCAAAUGUUUUGCAGGUGGAGUUCAUGCUCGAAACCAUCACGGACAUCAAGAACAACCGAGCGCCGCGCAACGCCGGUCGCAGGGGAGGCAGUGGGACCAUGGGAGGAACAGGGGGAGCAGGGGGGACAGUGAUGGGGGGAGGGGGCGCGGCCGUAGGGGGAGGGGCUGCGGGGAAGGGGAAGGGGAAGGGGGCGGUGAGCGUGUUUACAAAGGGAGGGGGAGCAGAGGCUAGUGAUGGCAGCACGGCCGUUUCCCGCCUGCAGAAAUGGCUGCUCAAGCGUCCAGUGGAAAUCGUUCAGCUACGGUCGCUGACGUGGCAGCGCCUGAUUGACCCGCACAAGCAUGGCCAAUGGUGGCACUCCUCCUCCUCCUCCCAACCCCUCGGCUCCCUACCCGCCACGUCAGCAGCACUGGGGGGCAGCAGUGGCAGCGCCAGCCUGGCGGUCCAGCUGGCGGGGAACGCGCUGCUGGAUGCUGCUGACGUGGCGGAAGCUGAGAGGCUGAUGCAGCUGGCGGCGGCGCAGAGGAUGAACACGGACGCCAGGCGGGCGGUGUUCUGUGUGAUUAUGAGCGCGGAGGAUUAUAUCGAUGCUUUUGAGAAACUUCUCAGGCUGGGUUUACCCGGCAAGCAGGACCGGGAGAUUCUGAGGGUUCUAGUGGAGUGCUGUAUGCAGGAGCGGCACUUUAACAAGUACUACAGUCUCCUAGCCGCCCGCCUAUGUGGCCAUGCUCGGAGUCACAAGUUCAGUCUGCAGUACUGCCUGUGGGAUCACUACCAGCAGCUUCCCGACAUGGACCCCCGCCGCUCGCUGCACCUCGCUCAGUUCGCCGCCCAAAUCGUGGGCAACCACGCGCUCUCCCUCGCGUUGCUCAAGCCUGUUGAUUUCGCGGACCCAGCAGCAAUGCACGCGCGCAUAGCAACCCACUUCCGCCUCUUCUUCCUCUUCCUCCUCUCCUCCUUCCCCCCCGCCACCCUCUGGUCCAUCUUCUCCCGCAUCGCCGCCCCAACCACCCUCGGCCCGCUACGAGACGGAAUCCUCCUCUUCUUCGCCGCCCAUCUCUCGCCACACGCGCCGUCCACACGCCAACUACUACAGUAUAUCAGGAGCGAGGGGGGGAGUGAGGGUGGAGGGGCAGCUGCUGGUGUGGCAAAGGGAGGGGAGGAGGAGAAGGUUCUAGAAGAGAGGUUCAGACUGGCGAAGAAAGGGAUUGCAAACAUUGCUGGGACUCCUUACAAGUGA